Messenger RNA from Drosophila suzukii, 2791 nucleotides. RefSeq lists its product as uncharacterized. NCBI's taxonomy places the organism in Eukaryota, Metazoa, Arthropoda, Insecta, Diptera, Drosophilidae. The record is from RefSeq and is a predicted model, not a curated record.
CGUGAGCAGCUAUGUUUCCCCACUCCCAUCUCUAGUCGCUCAGUGUUGGCGCUAUACAAGAUUUACACAAUUUGUUUCCUGGCCUUCCUGAUCUGCUAGAGAUUUAUUUUGGGCCAGGACAAGAUGCCCAUUAAGGCGCUGUGCAUCGAGCUGCGACCCAACUUGCGCAGCGGAGUGGCCUUCCUGCAAUUCGAUCAACUGAUCUCGCGGAGCCACGAGACGCGCGUCGUCAUUCGGGAUUACAAUGUUUACAUCAGCGAGAAGACAGAGAAACGGGGGAAUGAGAAGGACUCCAGCUCUGAUAGCGACUGCGAGGACUCCGCGUUGCUGCUCAUCCAGCACGACCAAUUCGGCAUGGACAUAAACUGCUUGUCCACUUUUUUGGUCAGUGGCAGUCACAUAAGCUUUCGCUUUAACUACAACCAGAUUGAUUUGGCCGCCGUGGACGGUGGCGCCGUUGAGGUGCCGCUGGCCCCGCAGCUCCUCUCUUGCCAGGAGAACGAGGCCAUUACCAUCAACUGUCGCGACUGCCGGGCGGAACUAGUGCCGGCCAGGAGCCAUCGCAGGUUGCGAGAGUUUCCCAGCUGCGUGGUGGAUCCCAGUGAGUUCUUCUGCCACAACCAUGGGCCAGAAGGCAAGUCCCAACCAAUAAGUUUGGUGCCCGCCGAAGCAGAUCUCUUCUAUGGCCUGAACUAUGUGGUCAUAAGCUUCAGCGAAGAAAAUCCAAACAUCCUCAAUCGCGAGGAUCACUUGUACUGCAAGCGUUGUAUGCGCUUUUUGGGCCAGACCAUGUUCAAUGGCGCCGCCGCUCGUCUCUGGGCGGAUGCAGUGCGUUGGCUGCCCGCAGGAGCACCAGCUGCUGCCCCAGACCGCCACCUUUUCCAGAGCUCCACGCUGACGCAGCUGUUCAAGCGCUUACUUCAAUCGCUGUGGCCACAGCCGCUGCCCCAGCUCUGUCUGAGCACUAGUCGCGCGGUGCUGGUCACCUCGCUGCCCAGCCGAAAGCGACAAUACAUGUUCCUGCACGUCGUGGAGUCGCAGCUUCGGGUUCUGCGUCGCAUCCGCCCAGAUUCGAACCGACUGCGCUGCUACCGCGCCUGCAAGCUGUACUACGGCGUUUUCGGAGGCGAUCCGCCGCUGCUGGAGAAGUGGCAGGCCCAGCAGACGCUGCCCCAGAUGGAUAUCUCGCCGGACAUGUUUCUGGCACUUCAGCAGCGACUCGACUCCAAUGGCAAUUUGAUUCCUCAUGCCUGGCGCGUCAACUGCGUGGAGGAGCAGCUUCGGCUUUCGUACUUCUUCUAUGAGAAUGAGGAGCAGCCCGACGGAGUGGCCGCCACCAUAAAUGCCUUUCUGGAACAGUUAAGCCAGCUGGACAACAAGCAGCAGGAGGAUCAGUACGAGACGGAUGCGGGACAUGCCAGCGAGAGCGACGACGAGUACUCGGAUACGGACACCGCUUCGGAGGAGGCGGCUGUCCACUCGCUCGGGAAGCGGACGCUCCUGAAACGAUGUCCCACGCCGCCGCGGCCUUGCGACAACAUGUCCACCUCGUCAUCGUCCGCCUCCUGGGAGGAUAAGUAGUGUCCCAUCCCUUCUCAUAAUUCCCAGCUUAGCUCGUAAGUCGACCAAUUCCUCAUUUUUUGCUUUCGCUGAAGGAUGUACAUAACUUGGAGCAAACUUCGUCAACAAUGUUGUUCCACUUCCAUCUAACCUUUGGGGCACAAUAUGAGUUCACUUUGUCCAAAAUCCUCUGCUAAUGUGUAAACCAAGUUUUCCGAUCCUUUGCUGUAGUUGUUUGUUGUGCAUAGGCGGUAGAAUCAAUGGUUAACCUGUCUCUAGCAAUAGUAAGUAAUCAGUGAAGGUUGACCAUAAAUUCAUUUCUUUUAAGUCGGGCAUUUUUGUUUUGUGGAGAAACAGUUUAUUUAAUUACUUGACUCGAUCGUUUCAUACAUUUUAUGAUAUAGUUUAACAAAUGUUUUGCAACAAGUAUUAGCUUGAAAAACAACUUUAAAGUGGUGGACAAUGCUUCCCAAAGUUGGCACAAAGACAACGCUUCUCAUGACUGCAAGGCUGAGAGGUAAAAGACCCGUCUUACAGCUGCGAAACGCUCUGCAUGAAAAACUUUUUGCCUUUGCUUACACUUUGAUUUUCCAAGUAAUUUACAUUUAAAAAAUUUGUAAAAAAUUAGAAUGCAAGAACAGUAAAAUAUUCAAUGCGAAAUGGAAAUAUUUAAUUUUUAUAUAUUUUUAAAGAACUGAAAAAAAAAGUUUUCCAAAAUGUGACUUAGCAAAAAAAAACAAAUGUUACAAAAAAAUAUAUGAAGAAUAUAUUUGAUGUUUUGUAUAAUUUGAAAAAGAGUUUUGACUAUGAUUAAACUACGCAAAUAUUUCAAGAACGCUAUUAUUGUCAAACAUUUGUAAUUCAGUUUUUAACUACAUAGAACAACGAAUAGUCGAAGAAUAGUCUGUAUUUUUGAAGCUCUGAUGUAAACUAUAAAAAAUCUAAUUAUAUAUGUAUAAAGUCAACGGAAUGAAAGCAAGGAAGAACAGUAAGCGUCGGGACUGUAAGACAGUACUUCAGACCGUCACGACACGCACUGUCUGCACACUCGAUAAAUGUGAUUGAAGACGCUUUGGGUAAUCUCAACUUGUGUUUAGUUUUAAGCGAAACUCAUGUGUUCAUCCAAACAAAGAAGAGGACAGAAGGCUGGCCAGAAUCAGGCGACGAAAAUCACCUGAAGAGUGAGGGUAAAUAAAGUUGGAAUCAUAUAUUCAUUUCUCGAAGAAAACAA